Cynara cardunculus var. scolymus (artichoke) is the source of this 3162-nucleotide messenger RNA. Its product is annotated as pentatricopeptide repeat-containing protein At3g06920. Gene Ontology annotation, molecular function: protein binding. NCBI's taxonomy places the organism in Eukaryota, Viridiplantae, Streptophyta, Magnoliopsida, Asterales, Asteraceae. Bases 416 to 3115 code for a protein of 899 amino acids. The transcript is spliced from 4 exons. The record is from RefSeq and is a predicted model, not a curated record.
CAACAAACCUAUUUCUCUACGACUUGGGAGUUGCAACCCUCGACUUGCUUCUGAUUCUCUCUCAAUCUGCGCUCGCUUCCGUCCUUCCUUUUUCUGUGACUUGCGACUCUUUCUCUCACUCGUUGUGUCCAGACGUCCAUUGGUCCUGUGGCUGAUCUUAAUCCUCCAAAACCAGGUUUGAGUCGUAACUUAGGUUUCAUUUAAGCACUUGCAGUAGCUCAAUGAGGAUUCUUCUCCCAUCCCUCAUUAGUCCGGCCAAAAAAUCGUCAUAUCACUGGCUUUCUUCACCUCUGCCGUAACGAAAACAUGUGGCGGAUUUGCUGGCCCUUUUGAGAGUUCCAAGUUUACCAUUUCUCAGAAUUGGAAUGAGAGCGCCGAAUGCAACUGAAUAAUGUAGAAGCAACUGAAUGCAAGGAUGAAGACUCUUGUUAUAUGCCGAGGGAAGUUAUGUGACUCUAGUUCAAAAUGCUCUGAUAUUGUUGCUCUGUGUGGGAGGUUGCUAUCUUCAUAUAAUGGGCCUUUUGAACUGCAACGAAGAGCUCUUUCUUCUAUGAGUCGAAGUGAUCAAGAGCAAAUUAGAAAAUUUGAUGGAGAAAGGCAAGGAGUGGAGUCUGUGUGCCAGAUCUUGGAGGGUGGUCCGUGGGGGACGUCCUUGGAGAAUGCUUUAUCCACCUGCAAUGAUAGUGCACAAACUGAUGUGGUCAUUGCUGUUUUACGGAAACUGAAGGAUGUCAAUCUUGCAGUAAAUUAUUUUCGAUGGUCUGAGAGGAAAACCAAUCAAGCACAUUGCCCUGAAGCUUACAAUUCGCUUCUAAUGGUGAUGUCAAGGAGUAAGAAGUUUCAUCAGAUUGAACAAGUUUUGGAAGAAAUGAAUCUUGCUGGUUUUGGCCCAUCUAAUAGCACAUGCGUUGAGUUAGUUGUAAGCUGUGUUAAGAGUCAUAAGCUAAGGGAAGCUUAUGAUCUGAUUCAACUAAUGAGAAGGUUCAAGUUUCGCCCUGCGUUUUCCGCUUAUACAACUCUAAUUGGAGCUCUCUCUACCGUACAUGAACCCGAUCUCAUACUCACGCUGUUUCACCAGAUGCAGGAGCUAGGUUAUGAAGUAAACGUGCAUCUAUUCACAACCGUGAUCCGUGUAUUUGCUAGGGAGGGUAGGAUUGAUGCUGCUCUUUCUAUGUUGGAUGAGAUGAGAAGCAACUCUGUAGAUGGUGAUAUUGUUCUGUAUAAUGUCUGUAUAAACUGCUUUGGUAAAGCAGGCAAGGUGGACAUGGCUUGGAAGUUCUUUCACGAAAUGAAAGUUCAUGGCAUCAUGCCUGAUGAUGUUACAUAUACUAGCAUGAUAGGCGUUCUCUGCAAAGCUAAUAAACUCAAUGAAGCUGUUGAGUUAUUUGAGCAGAUGGAGCAUAAUAAGAAGGUCCCAUGUGCAUAUGCUUAUAACACGAUGAUCAUGGGUUAUGGAAUGGAUGGAAAGUUUGAUGAAGCAUUUCGAUUACUUGAGAAACAAAAACUGAAGGGUUCGAUCCCAAGUGUGGUUGCAUACAACUGCAUUCUCACUUGUCUUGGAAAGAAGGGGAGAGUAGAUGAGGCUUUGAAGUUAUUUGAGGAGAUGAAGAAAGAUGCAGCGCCUAAUCUCUCGACAUAUAAUAUACUCAUAGAUAAUCUUUGCAAGUCUCACAAGCUUGACAUUGCUGUAAAGAUUCAAGACUCCAUGAAAGAAGCUGGUUUGUAUCCUAAUAUUUUAACUGUGAACAUAAUGAUUGAUCGACUGUGUAAGUCUCAACAACUUGAUGAAGCCCAUGCGAUAUUUGAAAAUAUAGAUCACAAAGUUUGCCCCCCAACCAGUUAUACAUAUUGCUCUCUUAUAGAGGGGCUGGGUAGGCACAACAGAGUUGAUGAUGCUUACAGGCUAUAUGAAAGAAUGGUGGACUCUGGUGUGAUUCCAGAUGCUGUUGUCUAUACGUCUCUUAUCAGAAGCUUUUUUAAGUUAGGAAGAAAGGAAGAUGGCCAUAAGAUCUACAAAGAAAUGGUUCGUGGGGGAAUCAGUCCAGAUCUAACCCUUUUAAACGCUUAUAUGGACUGUGUUUUUAAAGCUGGCGAAACGGACAAAGGCAGAGCUUUAUUUGAAGAAAUUAAGGCUAGGGGUUUUAUACCAGAUACUCGGAGCUACUCUAUACUAAUACAUGGAUUAAUAAAAGCAGGGUUUGCACGAGAAACCCAUGCUUUAUUCCAUGCGAUGAAGGAACAGGGGUGUCUCUUGGAUACCCUUGCCUAUAACACUGUUAUUGAUGGAUUUUGCAAAUCAGGUCAGGUAAAUAGAGCUUAUCAGCUUUUUGAAGAAAUGAAGGUGAAGGGACAUCCACCCACUGUCGUUACCUAUGGAUCUGUGAUUGAUGGGCUUGCAAAGAUUGACCGGCUUGAUGAAGCUUACAUGCUUUUUGAAGAAGCUAAAUCAAAAGGUGUCGAGUUAAAUGUAGUUGUGUACAGCAGUCUUGUUGACGGGUUUGGAAAGGUUGGUAGAAUUGACGAAGCAUAUCUAAUUAUGGAAGAAUUAAUGCAGAAAGGUUUGACACCUAACAUAUACACAUGGAAUUGCUUGCUUGAUGCACUGGUGAAAGCUGAAGAAAUUAACGAAGCCCUCGUAUGCUUUAAUUCGAUGAAGGAUUUAAAGUGCAUUCCAAAUGCUAUUACUUACAGCAUUAUCAUAAAUGGUUUAUGUAGAGUUAGAAAGUUCAACAAGGCAUUUGUGUUUUGGCAGGAGAUGCAGAAGCAAGGGCUACAACCAAACGUGAUCACAUAUACUACAAUGAUUUGUGGGCUUGCAAGGGCUGGAAAUGUAUUAGAGGCCCAUCGUCUCUUUGAAAGGUUUAAGAAAACUGGAGCUACCCCGGAUUCGGCUUGUUAUAAUACUAUGAUAGAAGGCUUAAGCAUAUCAAAUAGGGCGAUGGAAGCAUACUCGUUAUUUGAGGACACUAGAUUAAAAGGCUGUAACAUAUAUCCAAAUACUUGUAUUGUACUUAUGGAUUCAUUACAUAAGGCUGAAUGUCUUGAGCAGGCAGCAAUUGUGGGUGCUGUGUUGAAGGAAACAGCAAAGGCUCAGCAUGCUUCAAGGUCCAUGUAGAAACAUAAUUUUGUUGAUGUUAUACAAUCGAAUCACACCCAUAUGAG